Erinaceus europaeus (western European hedgehog) is the source of this 1822-nucleotide messenger RNA. RefSeq names its product secreted frizzled related protein 5 (gene SFRP5). The transcript has 3 exons. The record is from RefSeq and is a predicted model, not a curated record. Gene Ontology annotation, biological process: non-canonical Wnt signaling pathway; negative regulation of canonical Wnt signaling pathway; canonical Wnt signaling pathway. The coding region runs from base 16 to 1200 and encodes 394 amino acids. NCBI's taxonomy places the organism in Eukaryota, Metazoa, Chordata, Mammalia, Eulipotyphla, Erinaceidae. Gene Ontology annotation, molecular function: Wnt-protein binding.
GGGGCUCUAGGCUGAAUGGGGCGCAGGCCUGGGAGUGGAUGGGUGCAGAUCGGGCGCGGGGCGGGCCGCGGGGAGCCGGGCGGGAGGGGCGAGGGGCCCCACCCUGCCGCCCCGCCUGCGGAGAUUGGCUGGGCGCGGGGCGAGGCCCGGCUGCAGCCCCGAGGAGGCGGCUCAGGGCCAGUCUGUGCGCCCCGGAGCAAGCGGAGCGCGGGCUGUAUCCUGGGUCGCGCGGGGCUGCGAGCGGCGUCGGGGCAGCCGGGGGGCCUCGCAGCCAUGAGGGCGGCCGCGCUGGCGCUGCUGCUGGGGGCGCUGCGGCCGGGGCCCGCGCGCACCGAGGAGUACGACUACUAUGGCUGGCAGGCAGAGCCGCUGCAUGGCCGCUCGUACGCCAAGCCGCCGCAGUGCCUCGACAUCCCCGCCGACCUGCCGCUCUGCCACACCGUGGGCUACAAGCGCAUGCGCCUGCCCAACCUGCUGGAGCACGAGAGCCUGGCAGAGGUGAAGCAGCAGGCGAGCAGCUGGCUGCCGCUGCUGGCCAAGCGCUGCCACUCGGACACGCAGGUCUUCCUCUGCUCGCUCUUCGCUCCCGUCUGCCUCGACCGGCCCAUCUACCCGUGCCGCUCCCUGUGCGAGGCCGUGCGCGCUGGCUGCGCGCCGCUCAUGGAGGCCUACGGCUUUCCCUGGCCCGAGAUGCUGCACUGCCACAAGUUCCCCCUGGACAACGACCUCUGCAUCGCUGUGCAGUUCGGGCACCUGCCAGCCACCACGCCUCCAGUGACUAAGAUCUGCGCCCAGUGUGAGAUGGAACACAGUGCUGAUGGCCUCAUGGAGCAGAUGUGUUCCAGCGACUUUGUGGUCAAAAUGCGCAUCAAGGAGAUCAAGAUAGAGAACGGGGACCGGAAGCUGAUCGGUGCCCAGAAGAAGAAGAAGCUGCUCAAGCCAGGCCCACUGAAGCGCAAGGACACCAAGCGACUGGUACUGCACAUGAAGAGCGGGGCAGGCUGCCCCUGCCCGCAGCUGGACAGCCUGGCAGGCAGCUUCCUGGUCAUGGGCCGCAAGGUGGAUGGGCAGCUGCUGCUCAUGGCCGUCUACCGCUGGGACAAGAAGAACAAGGAGAUGAAGUUCGCCGUCAAGUUCAUGUUCUCCUACCCCUGCUCCCUCUACUACCCCUUCUUCUAUGGGGCCGCGGAGCCCCACUGAAGGACACUGACCCCCCUCUUCCCUUCCCAGCCUACAGUGCCUUAUACUUACUCCUGCCUACCCACCCUCGUCCGCACCCUGGGCUAACCUGGCUCUUGAUGGAGAGGGGGCUUAUGCAGAGUUGUUACCCCCAAAGGUGUGCUUCCUCCAGGCUGUCGGGAACUCCUGGACAUUUUCAGUCCAUCAGGGAACCCCAGGUCUCAGAAAGCAGGCAGAGGGAGGGGAGGCUGCAGGGGCUCUGAGCGACCUUCUAGGGGUGGUUUUCAGCUUCCUGCUGUUGAUGGGGGUGGGAGGAAACACCUUCCACAGAAGUUUCAGUACUAGGCCAAGCCCCUUCUCAUGUCCUCAUCUUAGCUUCAGUGAAAGUGUUGGGCUCCCACCUUCAGUGAAAGUGUUGUGAUCUCACCUCUGUCCUCCCUCCUGGCUGGAAGAGUGCCAGCCUAGCACCAUAGCAUAGGAUCCCUUCGGGGCUCACUCUUCAGCCUCUAUGUGCCCUCCUACCCUAACGAUGAGUAAAUUAUUGCUACUGCUGCAAAAACCUUGGUACUUCCUCAGUGCAGGUAGGGGCUGGGUUGGGUGGAGGGAUUUUGUUAAGUUUUUAAUUAAAUCAAAGAAAAUGAGA